AUGUCUCCUUACAUCACUGUACUGGGCUCGUCUCCUUUUCCCUUCAACAGGAUCCCCCCUGCUCCAGGCAUCCGGGCCCCUACCUUCCCACCACCUAGUCUCCCUCCAGACUUCAACCACCUUUACUCAGGUGAAAGAUUCAGAGACGACCCGAGGACUCCUGUGGGCUUGGAUCACUAUGUGGAUGAUCUCUUCAGCCCUGUGCUGCAUCAAGGCUCCAGGGUACCGGACAUGGAGAGUGGGGAGAGUCUGACUGGGCGCAUGAAAGGAGGUGGGAGGAUUGGACCCACACAGAGAGGAAUCUUUCCUUCUACAGGCCUCCCUGCAAUGAUGCAAGUACCAGCUUACCAGCCUAUGCCUGCAAUGGCAGGAAUGAUGCCAGCAUCCAUGCCCAUGAUGCCAGGGCUUGGUGGGAUGGCACCGAUGCCAGCCAUGGUUAUGCCCCAGGCGCAGCCUAUGGUUCCAGCAGUGGAUCCCAAUCAGUUAGCAGCACAACAGCAAGCCUUCAUCAACCAGCAAGCCAUGCUCAUGGCCCAGCAGAUGACCCUUCAAGCCAUGAGCAUGUCCCAACAACAGCAGCAGCAGCAGCUACGGCAGCGGCGGCAGCAGUCUCCUGAGAACUCGAGGCAGAGAGGCUCAACUCCACCACGAGCCCGAGCCCCUUCCCCCAAGCCCAGGGCAUCUCCCAGCACCCAAAAUGUUGCACAGCCACCAAAGUCUCCCGAAGCUCCAGCUCAGGCAGAAAAAACGACUUCUGCCUACACGGAAGACCAGUUCUCUGACAGUGAAGAUGAUGACAACCCUCGGGAGACUUUCCAGCAGAAGAAAGAGUAUUUCCAGAAGAUGGCUGAUUACUGUGGGAUCUUGUGGCACUAUAUGUAUCAGGAAUGUUGUAUGCCUAUUCAAGUGGCUGAAGUAAAGAUUGAGAGUUGCCAGUUUGGGGCAAUUUUGGACUUCUGA
This is a messenger RNA of Tinamus guttatus (white-throated tinamou), 960 nucleotides long. Lineage: Eukaryota; Metazoa; Chordata; Aves; Tinamiformes; Tinamidae. The record is from RefSeq and is a predicted model, not a curated record.